AUGGCCACGGCCACAGCAGCACCAGCAGCAGCACCAGCAGCACCCACACUCGCACCCGCAGUAGCAGGUGGUUUCGAAGUUGCGGGCCAUGCCCCGACUCUGAAUCCCACACUCUCUUCUGCUACGGUAUCCGCAUCCGCAUCCGCGUUCGCGUCCGCGUCUGCGUCUCCUUCAUCCUCAUUCUCUUCGCAAAGUGCUGUUGCAUUCCAUACUCCCUCACUUUCUGCGACAUCUUCAGCAAAUUCACCCUCUUCACCCUAUGAUGCACAUCGGCUGAGCCACAACUCGUCCAAGCUUCCCGCUUUUCGAUUCGCCGACUUACACAAGCAAUACCAAUCCACACGCCUAGUGCUCCCCUCACUACUGCAGCACAUCCCGCCGUCGCCUGUCUCGCCUAAAUCGACUCCAACCUCCAACGAAAUUCACUCGGCACCGACCACUGGUACCGACGCCUUCAUCGACGCCGUCACUGCUAUUGGCAUUGGUAUUACCACUGAGACUGACACCGCCUCUCCCACCACCCUGCCAACAACGUCAGACCUGCAGCUGCACCAACAGCCGCACCAGCAGCCACAACAACACAGCGCCGACCCGGAAAACAACAUCCCACCCCAAAACACCCAUUCGACUUCACUUCGACUGCACGACCGCCGCCCCUCCCAUCGUCAAUUGUCGCAACUCUCCCCCCGUAUUUCGAGCCCCAUUCACGAGUUGCCCGAGUCGCCUCCAAAGCUCAACCCGCGAUCCCGCGCAUCAACCUAUCAGGUUGCUACCCAGUCGACCCCUGCAACUUCAGCCACCUCAACUAGACGGCCCGCGUCUUAUCCCGACCGCCCCGUCAUUGUUCAGUCCAUCUCAUCCCACGGCAACGUCGCAGAUCCCAAGACACUCGCCCCCCUCUCCCGACUGCAAACUCGAAGAGCGGCUGCAUACCGAUCCCGCGAGUCAAAUGCGACCGACAUUGAGUCAACACCCGUAGAGACCGAUCGCCUGAAAACCUCCGACACACCCGACGACGUCCCUCAACCCCCAGGCGACAAAACAACAAAGGACUGGGCCCAGGGACAGCGCGAGCUGAUACUGCCAAAGACUUUGCAGAACUCGAGCCCGACAGAUGAGAAACGAAAGUCAAUAGCCUCGCGACCCCCCGUUUCCUUCAAAGCCACUACCGCCAGCACCUCGACCGCCUCGGUGCGCGUGGCUCCCAUCCGCUCCUUUCGCUCAUCCGGGUCUCGUCGAAGUCUGGGACUCGACAGCAGCACCUCGACCAUGCGGUCUUUUGACUUUGGCGACGACUACGCCGACUCCAAUCAACGCGACCGCACCCUGCGCGCCCUCGAAGGCAGACGCGACGACGAUUAUUCGCAAAUGACACCGCCGUUGUCAGCCGACGCCGACGACACAACCGGUGACGUCUUUAUGAAAAUCGCUAGACAAGAGCCAUCGCGCCGUGGCUCUGGAGAUAUUGCGCCAGCGGAGCAGCCAAGUGCCAUAAGUUUCGCCAUGGACGACCGUGAGCUUACUGACGACGAGCAACAGGCCCGUGUCGCAAGAUCUUCGCAUCGCCGACCCCUCUCCGCAGCUGUUCCAUUGUCUUAUCAUCAUCCCGUCUCCCCACCUCAAAUCAGUCGUCGUCUAUCCGAUCAGCAAGAGACCUCCAAGAAAAGGAUACGCCAAUCGUCAGAGGAUGACAGCGCCGCUGACCCUAUGGCUCGCGCAUUGGCGUACCGAUCACCUUUGACUCGAGACCGGCCGUCGUCCGCGCAUCCCGGUGAGGACCUUGGUCGCGCAAAAACUUUCCACCAAUCCUCCUCUCGUUCGACCGUCAACACACCCCGGUCCUUCACUUUUCAAGAUCCGAUGGGAGAAAAUUCUCCAUACGCGAGGAGAAGGCCGUCGCUAACAGACAGCAACACCGGCUACUCUGCCCGCAGCUCGGCGUACAGACAAUCGAACUUGUCUUAUGGCCAGACCCGUACGUACAACUCUUCGCCCUUGGUCCCUAAAUCGAUAGAAGCGCCGCGCACCGAAGCACAUCAGGACGCGGCAACGGGAGUUGAAGGAACAGAAUCGACCGCAACAGCGUCGACAAACGCACCGUCGACAGUGUGGGAUGAGUUGGAUGAUCUCAAGUCGCGCAUCCAUCGCCUGGAAUUAACCGGCAAGCUGCCUGCGACCUCCGGCGCCGCAAUGUCUCGAGCCUCUGACGAACGUCCACCUACCGCAACCAAUACGACCAUGUCCACCUCGCCGAAACGAGCUUCUGAUAGCCAGCACCACCAGACCGAUGCUGUCAGCACCACAUCUUCGCAACGCGAGGUCCAGCAGCCCAUCCUUCUCUCUGCUGUCAGCAAGUCCAAGCCGUUCCUCAGCGAGGAGGUAGCAAAAGCACUCGAGGUAGCUGCAACAGACGCCUUGGCUCUAGCCAACAUGAUGGGGACUGCAGGCCAACCGGGGCCCAUCUCAAGCGGCGCUAGCACCAUCGGAGUUGGCACGAAUCUGACGGAUCGUCAACUGCGACGCAAGGCUGACAGCAUCUGCCGAAGCCUCACAGAGCUGGUUUUGGCAUUGAGCGAAGAAGCGGCUGGCAAUAAGACUGUCCAAGUCAGUGUGCCUAUAACCAAGGACACGACGACACCGGUCACACCAACCAUCAACAAGACCUUCAUUGGCGGAUCCGGUCAACGGCGCCCUAGUAUUACGUCUGAGCAGCAGACCCUCCCGAAGCCCAAUGCCAAUACGGUCACGAGCCCUAGGGCCCUCUCCAAAUACGAAGAGAGACGCAGCACUAUGCUCAACCCGGCCUCGCUCCCCAGUCCCAGGUUCGCCCUUCCGCCUGGCACCAUUCCUAGUACACCGGGAGACGGCAGCAAAACGGCGAACCGCAAGUCAUCUUUAUUCAUUGGUCGGUCGCGUCGUGCUGUCACCGAAGAGCCUGAGGACGGCCGCAGGUCAUCUAUGCUUCUAAGGACCCGGAGAGCAGGCACAGAAGAGGCGGAGGAUUCACGCGAAGCAGGUCGCGAGAAUGGACGCCAAACCUCAUUACUUCGCUCGCGUCGGGGGACUGUUGGCGGCGAGGAUGAAGAUGAAUCUCGAUUUCGCGCCCCGUCCCGGGCGGCUACAGAGCUCACCACACCGGCCCGCGCGGUCUCUCACACCUAUCACUCAAACACAAACCCCAACGAACUAUCAUCACCAGCUUCUUCUGCUCUGCCUCGCAGGCGGUUCGGAGCUUCAUCCCUCACUUCUCGGCUGGUUGCGCCUUCCACGCCAUCGCUGGCGACGCGCCGAUAUCUGGAAAGAACCCCAGAACGCGAACAACCUUCCUCAACCGAGAAGGUCACCGAAGAACGGCCGCAACAAGUUGUUGCGCAGCCGCGGCACUUUUCUCUCAGUCAUACUUCGCUGCUGAACCGGGCUAGCAGCAUUAGCCGCAGACCGAAUCGUGACAGCACGAUAACGAAUUCAUCAACGGCUGCUCAGUCGGGCAGCUACCGAUAA
Colletotrichum orchidophilum is the source of this 3501-nucleotide messenger RNA. RefSeq lists its product as uncharacterized. The coding region runs from base 1 to 3501 and encodes 1166 amino acids. The record is from RefSeq and is a predicted model, not a curated record. NCBI's taxonomy places the organism in Eukaryota, Fungi, Ascomycota, Sordariomycetes, Glomerellales, Glomerellaceae. The transcript has 2 exons.